UAAUUAUGUCAUCACAUGAUACACAAGACAUUCACUCACACACACCACACAGCCGGUCAGUCAGUCACACCUGCACACAUCCAUCCAUCCGUCCGUCCGUCUGCUUCGUCCCUCCGUCACUAAGACAGCAUCCCUCCCUCCUACGAAUGCAGCCCAGGCCACUACUAUUCUUCCUCCAUCAUAUCAUCAUCAUCCCCGUGGCCCUCCCCCUCGUCAGAUGCGUCGCCAACACCACUGGCCGACCCCUCGCCACCGUCACUCUCCUCUCCCUCGUUUAAGUCAUCCUCACUGCUAUCGUCCGACGCCUCGCUAUCACUCGGCCCCGCGGGCGGCUGGAAUGCGGCAGCAAGAGACUCGAAGCCCCCACCGCUGCCCACAUACCCCAGCUGCUGCCAUUGGAACUGGCAGUCGCUAUCGCCGAGGUGGGUGUUAAAGCCCUUGACCACCCCCUCCACACCGUGCUGGGCCGCCUCGUCCAGCCGGGCCCUGUGGACCACCUCACGCACACCCAACCUGCGGCCACUCACCCCGCCUGGGACGAAACACUGCAAGGGCGGUCCCCUCUUCAUCUGCCCCUGGCUGUCCCUCUUCUUGCUGCCCCUGCUGCCCACCACCUGCUGAUUGCCCGCCACCUGCAGCGACGCCGCACACUGAACAAACACAUCCAUGGCCUUGUUGAUGCGCCGGCCGAAGAGCGUCGCGUUGUGGACGGGGCGGGGCGUCUGCUCAAGUGCCGAUGGGUCGACGAAAAAUGACGCCACCCGCCACGCCACGCCGACAUAUCCCGACCGGCCAGCGGCCUGACGUCGCUAUCGCCGUCUGCGGGCGACUCCGAUGUGCCUUGCUCGAUGGUGUUGGUGGGCUGGGGAGAGGGGGAGGGACAGGGCUGUCGGGGGAAGAGUGUGUCGAGCUGUAUCUUGGUCAUCUGGGGAAGGGCACACGUCAGCAGGGCCGCCAACUCGCGCUGAGGUCGCAGUGCGGCGUUGAUGGCCGACAUGGCAGCAAUGGGCACCUCGUUGAGCACUGUGGCGUAUUCGGUCAGCACCAGACGCCGACGACGGCGGUCUCGCUCAGUGGCCGUGCGGAGCCGGGCGAUGUUCGCCCCCGCCUGCAGCAGCACAAGGAUGGUGCUCUUGAGAUGGGGAAUCUCGCUGGUGGCUUCGUCCUUGUCUGCCGCCUCCGUAGUGUCGUCGUCUAGCAGCUGAGUCUGGUCAUCGAGCCUCCUGGCAGCCUCCGAGAGGGGCGUGCGGCUGGGGUCAUUGAACCUCCCUCUGUUGAUGUCAGUGGCCGUGAGGCGACGGCAUAGGGAGGCAGCCACACGGUGGGAGCCGGAGUAUGCCGCACAGUGCAAUGGCGUCCAGCCAUCGUCGUCCACUGCCGUCAUGUCCGCCCCAUUGGCCACCAGCAGGUCGAGGUAGCUGUCGAUGAAGGACUGGGACCACACGGGACGGGUGAAGGCCACCCAAUGUACCGGAUUGCCGCUAUACCGUGCAUCAGUCUCGGCUGCGAGGGUGGGGGCGCGAUCGAGGAGCUGCUGGUAGAAGGACAGCAAAGUUGCCUCGUGGUCCUCGGUGGGUUUGUCCGUCUCCAACGUGGCUGGCAGGUCCAGCACCUCUCGCCCAUGCAGCUGCAGCCCAUCCUGCGUCAUGAGCAGACGGAAGGCCGUCUCGUUGCAGGAUGCGAUGGCCACACGGACGGGCGUGGCACCCGGGCAGUCGUCCCCGUCCUCGUCGGUCGGGAUGGCGUUGAUGUCCGCACCUUCCUCAAUCAGGCUCCGCAUGACGCCCUCCUGCAGGCCGCGGGUGCGCCACAGCGGCAGAGCGACGGGAACGCGCCGAUCAUCGCCGUCUGCUGCCGAGAUGGAUGAGAUGCGGUACUCGGUGAGGUUGUCAAUGCACAGCGACAGCAGCGGAUAGUCUUCAUGGAAGGCUGUAGUGCCCUCCAUCCGCAGCUGGGGCUGCACAUUGGGGUCGGCUCCCUGCUGUCCAACGAGGUCCGUCGCUUGCUGGGCUCGGGCGAUGUUGCGGCACAGGAUGCCCUCUGACAGCUGUCUGGUCUCAUUGCUGAUGCCGGGAGGGACACCGGCGUCGAGUUCGUUGCCCGCCAACCACCCAGGGGGCAGAUCAUGGGUGCCCUCACUCAUUCGCCUGCACCACCGCACAGGAAAAACACUCAUUCGCAUCGAAGCACCAGCCCCCCUUCGAUCUCCAUGUUCUUUGUGUGCAUACUACCUCAGUGUCUGGCCAUCUAAGUGCGCCGCAUGAGGUCAACGCGGUGCGGCGCCAUCGCCUCGCGUAUCACUCCCGACUAUCCGUCUGUGGGGAUGAUUCAAUGGCGAAGAUGAAGACGAAGCACACAAACGCUGACAAACGCGACGAGAGAGAGAGCGG
This is a messenger RNA of Vitrella brassicaformis, 2390 nucleotides long. Lineage: Eukaryota; Vitrellaceae. The record is from the annotation of a GenBank genome assembly.